Molecule: messenger RNA, 1383 nt
Organism: Aspergillus ibericus CBS 121593
Lineage: Eukaryota; Fungi; Ascomycota; Eurotiomycetes; Eurotiales; Aspergillaceae
Product: peroxisomal membrane protein PEX14
Exons: 1
Coding region: 41-1288 (415 amino acids)
Biological process (GO): protein import into peroxisome matrix, docking
Cellular component (GO): peroxisomal importomer complex; peroxisomal membrane
Molecular function (GO): signaling receptor binding
Source: RefSeq, a predicted model, not a curated record
CUCCUCUCUACAUCUCCUAAUUGCGCUCCCCUUACACACCAUGGCAGAUUCAAAGCCGAAAUCAUCAUCAAUCCCUCAAUGGCAACAGCCUAACAACGCCUCCAACAAUGACUCCGACUCCGCCUCCGCCUUGUCCCCGACCUCCGAUGAGACUCCACGAUCAGAGCUCAUUGAGCAAGCAACCAAGUUCCUCGAGGAUGACUCCAUCCGUGACGCUCCCACCGAUCGCAAAGUGACAUUUUUACAAUCUAAGGGUCUCCGAGAGGACGAGAUCAACACCCUUCUCGGCAUAUCGCCAACUUCCAAGCCGAGCGAUACCACCGAGGAAGAGAAGGCCGCAUCCCCAGAGACCACUGCUUCCACCAGCACCGAUCCAGUACCUCCAAGCAAUGCCUCAGCAUCUUCAUCUCAGACUUCUUCAUCAUUACGCCCCACCGCAUCUGCACCACCUCCAGCACCAGCUAGCAAAGCCAACAACGCCCGCGACAUUGCCCCCAUAAUCACCUACCCCGAAUUCCUCUCCACGCCCACCAAGGAACCCCCGCUCGUAACCCUCCGCAGCAUUCUCUAUACCCUCUACGGCGCCGCGGGUCUCGGCGCAUCCUUCUACGGCGCGAGCGAAUAUCUCAUCAAACCCAUGCUGGCGAACCUAACAACCGCCCGGCAAGAGCUAGCCGAAACCGCCUCGACGAACCUCAAGAAGCUCAAUGAAAAGCUCGAGCAAAACGUCUCCGUCAUCCCAGCCAGUCUCCUCGACGCCAAAAAGCCCGAGAAGGACAGCGACUCCGACACCGAGUCCAUCACCUCUGACCCCACAGAGCUCUUCCACCGCGACGUCGCCACCCAGACAACAUCCUCCGACUUCGCCCCAACCUACUCCACCACCACAGCCAAAGACACAACCACUCCCGCAGAACCUAUCGCAGCAGUAGAUACCCACAUCAAACGCCUAGAAGUGAUCAAUUCCCACCUCCGCGAGUUCUCCGACACGGAGAAAGAAUCCAGCACGCUGGAUAGUACAAUGCGCACACGACUGAACGAACUACACCACUACCUAGACGGCUUAAUCUACAGUAAACCUGGAUUCAGUCCACUGUCCGGAUACGGGAUGUACAGCACCCCCGGGAUGGAUUCAGGCAGUGGCACCGCAACCGGCGUGGGGAAGGCCGAGGAGGAUGCAAUCGCAAGCUUCAGAGCAGAGAUAAGGGGUGUGAAGGGUGCCUUGCUAAGUGCGAGGAACUUCCCCGCUGGUCGUGGGGGAAGAGUCGGCGGCGUAGCGGGUCGGUAGAGACAAGCUCCUGUAUAUAUAUAUUCCUCGAUAGCCUCAUGCGGUCCUAAGACCGCUUUUGGAAAUUUUGGUAUGAUAAUUGAUGCAUUCACGGU